Molecule: messenger RNA, 3246 nt
Organism: Aquila chrysaetos chrysaetos
Lineage: Eukaryota; Metazoa; Chordata; Aves; Accipitriformes; Accipitridae
Gene: KMT5A
Product: lysine methyltransferase 5A
Exons: 8
Coding region: 26-1180 (384 amino acids)
Molecular function (GO): histone H4K20 methyltransferase activity; protein binding
Source: RefSeq, a predicted model, not a curated record
CGGUUAUCGGCACGCGGUUAAGCCAAUGGGGUUGCGGAGGGGAGCGCGGCGUCUCCCUGCGGAGCGUUUGGUUUCGGCGGGGGACCUCCUCGGGGACCGUCGGGGCAGCCCGGCUGCGGGGGGCUCCUGGGCGCCGGGCCGCGCCGCCGCGGUCAUGGCUAAAGGGAAGAACAUGCCCAAGGCCAGGGCGGGCGGCGCGGAGGAGGCGAGCCCCGACAGCGCCGAGAGGAAGGGCCCCGGCCGCCCCCGGGCCGGCGGGGAGAAUGUGUUUAUUGGUCAAUCCAAAAUCUACAGCUACCUGAAUCCUAACAAAACUCCUGGUGCUCGCCCCCCGCUUCAAGAGGAGAACUCUGUCAUGUAUCACGAGGUGAAAUGUCAGGGCAAAACACUAAAUGAAACCUACAGGAAAGGUGAUGAAAAAAAGAGUGGUGGCAAUAUAAUUGAAGGUGCUAUGAAACCAGAAGACCAGAAGGAUAAAGAAGGUGGGUGCAAUACUUCGGUGCCCUCCUCUGAUCAAAACCAAGAAACUGUAGAAACUCAAAAGACGCCCCUGCCUUCAGACUGUGCUGAUGAGGCCAAUGCAAAGCCAGCUCAGAAAAAGAUGGUUAAAGCAAAACGUGGACCAAGGAGAAAAACGCAAGGAAGAACACCAAAUCGAAAAGUGACAGAUUAUUACCCAGUUAGAAGAAGUUCCAGGAAGAGCAAAUCUGAAUUGGAGACUGAGGAGAGGAGGAAAAUAGAUGAGCUAAUUACAAGUGGGAAGGAAGAAGGAAUGAAGAUUGAUUACAUCGAUGGCAAAGGGAGAGGAGUAAUCGCUACUAAGCAUUUUAAUCGAGGAGAAUUUGUAGUUGAAUAUCAUGGGGAUCUCAUAGAGAUCACUGAUGCUAAAAAGCGAGAAGCUGUGUAUGCUCAAGAUCCAUCCACAGGCUGCUAUAUGUACUAUUUUCAGUACCUCAGCAAAACGUACUGUGUUGAUGCUACAAAAGAAACUAACCGCCUGGGAAGACUGAUUAAUCACAGCAAAUGUGGCAAUUGUCAAACAAAGCUUCAUGACAUUGAUGGUGUGCCUCAUCUCAUAUUGAUAGCUUCCAGAGACAUUAAAGCAGGUGAAGAACUGUUGUACGACUAUGGAGACAGAAGCAAAGCUUCCAUUGAAGCUCAUCCAUGGCUGAAACACUAAUACUUCAUCUUUGUUUGGGGUUUUGUUUUUUUUGGUUGGUUUUUUUUUUUGGACUGAGUGCUCUACAAGGAGUCAGUGGAUUUUUUUUUUUUUUUUCUUUCCUGUCCUCACUUCCCUCAGCUUUCUUAGUGGACUGCUUAUGGUGUUCUGAGCUCCUGAAAAACUUCCUUUUGCUUUGCAGUAUUUAAAUACCUAUUACAGUUUUCCAGGCAGGCUUGAGUAAUUGAUCUUAGAUUGCCAAACCUUUUAUAUCAUAAAAGGAAACCCUCCCUAAAAUUUGAAUACUUCUGCGUAGUGACCAGUGCCACUUGAGCAUGCAAAGACUUGCACAGAAACUUAAUCACUUGGGUUGUUCUUCUGCUUUUGCAAUGAAAUCUCAUGCUCCACUUUGUGGGGUGAUGACCUUGGCAUUAGCUUUAUGACAGUAGAUGUACUUCUAUACUCUGACUAGUACAUCCAAUGGCUUGACUGCUUGUCAGACUGCUUUUUACAACCCAGUGCUGACAGGCUUCUCUGAGAUGGAUGCUACUAUCGUUCUCAAAUAAUUUGUGGUAGGGAUCCAUUUUUUCCAGUGUCGUAUCUCAUGUUGGCAAUGAACUUUAAAUGCACUGGUGCUGAGGGAAAUGGAUGGUCAAAUUGGCUGCUUUCUUCAGAGAAAUGACUCCAAGCCAAAUGAGGAUGGAUUUUCAUAGACUGGGUUGAUACUGAUUACAAAUGUGAAGAUAGAACUUCACAGUGAGAAUCAAUGUUUGACAUUUACUUAUUUUCUAAAAUUUAAGAAGGUACCUUUUUAUAGUUGAUGGCUGAUCCUUGGAGGUGUCUCCCAGAGGAUUUUAAAGAAGAAGAAGAAAAAGCUCUCUCCAAAAAUUUUUUUAUUAUCUUCCUAUGCUAAUUAGCCACAUCAGAAGCUAUUUAUUUACUGUGAAUGCUUGAAGUAGAGCAUAGCGGUUCCAAAAAUAGGAGUCGACUUCAUAUGCAGCUUCAAACUGUAAUGAUGGAGUUCAUGCAAUGAAGAAAGUAGAUUCCUUAUUGCCUGGUCCUGUAGGUCUGUCCAGCAUGGUCUGGUCCCACCGUCUUAAAUGGGAGUUGAGCGCUUAGCGUCUUGCGGAUGUUUGUAACUUUACUGUUGGAGAACCAAAUCUGUGAUAUAGGCGGGCAAUACAAUGCAGGUCCUUUAUGUUAAAGAUGAAUUCUUACCAGUUGGAAUUUUUGCCAAGGCAGGCUUGGCAUGUGUGUAGAUGAAAAUGGCUGUGAGCCAUCAGCCACGCUCGCUGCUGGAAGAUGUCAGCAAGGGAUCUGUGGCUCUGUUAAUGUCUCUUAUUCCUCAUGUCUUGAAGGCUGCUGCUGUUCCAGCUAAUGCCUUCUAGGACAAUCUUACAUGCUUGCCUAUGUGAUAGGUCAAAUAGCAACAACAUCCUGGUUGUAUGCUCCAGCAGCAAGAGAGGUGGCUUAGUGAUGUAUUUUUUAAAUUAAAAACUUGAAGACAAUGUCUCUGUAAAAUAAAGAAUAUAUUUAUUAUUGAUGAAGUGGCUGCUAUAGUACCUGUCUCCAUUGCAGAUCAUUAGCAUUUUGAAAGAAAGCUGUGAAAAUCAUUAGCCAUUAAAUGCUUUAUAUUAUUUACCACUUAACACAAGGCAAGCUCAUCAGAGACAGCCUGUGUAUUUUCACCAUUUCUGAAGAAUUAACUGGAGACCUGUUACCUUACAUGUACUGAGUUACAGGUAAGCUUCUUUGACUUAUUUGAGUUGACACUGAUUGUUCUCUGGUCUCAGUAAUGGAGACUAUGGCAGUGUACAGUAUCCUGUUUUACUAGAGCACUUCCCUUAAGUCAAAAUUGGAAUAAAAUGCUUCUUUUUGUUUUUUUUUUUUAAUUUAAACAUUUGCUUGUUCUCUAUCAGGUCAAAUAGCUUAAAACUUCUGUUCUUCAGCAUCACUUUUGUAAAUGAGAAAGGGGGAAGAUCUCUUCCCUAUUCUACAUAAAAAGAAAAUUGUCUUUUCUGAAAUGCUUAACUGGUAAUCAAGUAGCACUGCAUCGGAAGAUGGUAAUAAAGCUGAUGUUGCACUGA